This is a messenger RNA of Thermochaetoides thermophila DSM 1495, 2121 nucleotides long. RefSeq names its product long-chain fatty acid CoA ligase-like protein. Gene Ontology annotation, cellular component: endoplasmic reticulum; membrane. Bases 1 to 2121 code for a protein of 706 amino acids. Gene Ontology annotation, molecular function: long-chain fatty acid-CoA ligase activity. Gene Ontology annotation, biological process: long-chain fatty acid metabolic process. The transcript has 2 exons. The record is from RefSeq and is a predicted model, not a curated record. Lineage: Eukaryota; Fungi; Ascomycota; Sordariomycetes; Sordariales; Chaetomiaceae.
AUGGCUCCCAGCAGACAGGAAACGAGAAACUACAUCAAGACCAUCUCAACGCCCCCUCCUCCGGGCACCCCCUAUGCUCUGCCCAUCCCCGGCACUGAGCGCCCUAACCGUACGCCAAUCUAUCGCCACUGGCGCUUCCAGAACGGUCCGCUCCUGGAGACGUACGACCCCUCAAUCAGGACGGUCCACGAUCUGUUCGAGUACUCGGUCGGCCAGAACCCCAACAACCGCUGCCUGGGCUGGCGGCCGUGGAACCCGACCACGAAGACAUGGGAGCCCAGGUAUGUUUGGAUCACGUACGCCGAGGUCGCUGAGCGCAGGAAGAACCUGGGUGCCGGUAUUGUUGAGCUGCACCAUCGCGUCGGCCACAAGGCGGACAAGUAUGGCGUCGGUCUGUGGGCUCAAAACCGCCCUGAGUGGCAGAUCACCGAGCUGGCCCUGCUCUCGCAGUCGCUGUGGCCCGUCUCUCUCUACGAGACCCUUGGGCCCGAGACCACUGAGUUCAUCAUCAACCACAGCGAGCUGGCCUGCGUCGCCUGCUCUCUGCCUCAUAUCCCGACCCUGCUGAAGCUGGCUCCUCGCGUGCCCACUCUGAAGCUCAUCAUCUCUCUUGAUCCGCUCGAUGCCGGCGAGCCCAACGGUCACUCCAAGCGCGAGCUUCUGAACGGCAUGGCUGCAGCUCACGGCAUUCAAAUCUACGACAUUGCUGAGGUCGAGGCCAUUGGUGCUCGCUCUGGCCGUGCCAUGCGCCCUCCUCAGCCCGAGGACGUGCUGACCAUCAACUACACGUCUGGCACCACCGGCAACCCCAAGGGUGUCCUCAUUACCCACCGCAAUGGCGUUGCCGGCAUCACUGCCGCUCGUGCCAACGACACUGUCCAGCCGGGUGAUGUCCACAUCUCCUAUCUCCCUCUGGCUCACAUUUAUGGCCGUAUGGCGGACCAGUCUGCGCUGGCUGAGGGUGCUGCGAUUGGCUACUUCCACGGCGAUAUCGCCGGGCUUGUCGAGGAUCUGAAGCUCCUUCGCCCCUCGGCCUUCAUGUCAGUGCCUCGCCUGUACAACCGUAUCAACUCGGCCAUCCAGACCGCCACCGUGAAUGCUGAAGGUUUCAAGGGUGCGCUCUCACGUCGCGUCAUUGACACCAAGAAGGCCAGCAUGAAACUGCCUGCCGGACAGGCAACCAACAAGCACUUCUUGUAUGACCGCAUCUGGACGCCCAAGGUGCUGAAGGCUGUCGGGCUGGACCGCACCCGUACCAUGGUCAGCGGUAGCGCGCAGCUUGAUCCCGACGUUCACGAGUUCCUCCGCGCUGCCUUUGGCAAUAACUUUGUCCAGGGAUUCGGUAUGACUGAGUCGUAUGCUGUCGGUACCGUCCAGCUGCCCGGCGAUUUCACCACCGGCAACAUCGGUCCCCCGUGCCCCUCGGUUGAGCUGUGCAUCGAGUCGGUGCCCGAAUUUGACUACACGGUCGACGACAAGCCGAACCCUCGUGGCGAGCUGCUGAUGCGUGGCCCGGUCAUCUUCAAGGAGUACUUCCGCAACCCGGAGGAGACAGCCAAGGCUAUCGAGCCUGAUGGCUGGUUCCACACGGGUGACAUCGUCGAGGUUGACAAGAUGGGUCGCUUCAAGAUUAUUGACCGCAAGAAGAAUGUACUCAAGCUCUCUCAGGGCGAGUACAUCUCUCCCGAGCGCAUCGAAAACGUGUACAUGGGCAGCACCAACCUCAUUGCCAUGGCCUUUGUCCACGGUGACCCGAAGGAGUCGUCCCUUGUUGCCGUCUUCGGCAUUGACCCUGUCAACUUCGCCCCUUAUGCCAGCAAGAUCCUCAAGAAGGACAUCCCGGCCGAUAAUAAGGAAGAGCUCAAGACGGCCGCCAACGACCCGCGCGUCAAGCGCGAAUUCCUCAAGCUGCUGGAUAAGAUUGGCACCAGCCACAAGUUCAACAGCUUCGAGAAGGUCAAGAACUGCUACCUUGACAUUGAGCCGUUUAGCAUCGAGAACGAGCUUCUGACGCCAACGCUCAAGCUCAAGAGGCCCCAGACUGCCCGGGCCUUCAGGGAACAGAUCGACAAGAUGUAUGAGGAAAUCCACGCCCAGGCCGCUGAGAAGGCCAAGCUCUAA